Messenger RNA from Dinoponera quadriceps, 4034 nucleotides. RefSeq lists its product as uncharacterized. The record is from RefSeq and is a predicted model, not a curated record. Gene Ontology annotation, biological process: recombinational repair. The coding region runs from base 611 to 2227 and encodes 538 amino acids. NCBI's taxonomy places the organism in Eukaryota, Metazoa, Arthropoda, Insecta, Hymenoptera, Formicidae. The transcript is spliced from 2 exons.
UUGCGAUUUAAUUGGCUAUUACUUUUCAACCGAUUAGAGCAAAGCAAUCGGUGACUAAUUUGAUUGGUUGAAAAGUAAACACUAAUUGUUAAUCGCAAUUCAAUCGGCACUUACUAGUGUGAUCUUAAAGCCUUGUGUCCACGAUAUAUUCGAAUCAAGAUCUAAUACUUAUUUUUAUUGGUAGAUGCUUGAAAGGUACUAAAUCCAAUAAUUUCUAGUAACUUUUACAGCCGGCCAACAAUUCGAUCUGAGAUCUAGCAUCGUGGACAUAAGGCCUUAUUCAACUUAAUACUUUACCGAUACUAUAACGUGUUACCAUUUGACUGUAUAGUUCAUAUUCGUGAAUAUAGAGGCGCUUUACGAGAAUCACGGAAAACUAGCGUAUGAUUCUUCUCUGUCUAAUACCGAUAGUCUAAUACCGACAUCUGUAUUUUAAAUUAUUGGUGCAUCUGAGCUUUGUUUGUGGAUGUUUUCAGUUUGGAUUUUAAUUUCCAUGGAGAAAUCUAUCGAAAUAUAUGCAGGAGACUAACGCAUUAAGCAGUCGCUAUCACGCUAGUAACGUUGGAUUAUUUAAUGCUGAAUACAAAUUGGCAGACUUUUCGCUUAGAUUAUGUUCGAAAGCGACGAUUGGAUUUGUGAAGUUGCUUUUAAUGAUAAUCAUGGAGCAACAAUACAAACUCAUCCUCAAUGUCAGAAUAAAGAAGAAACAUCCACCAAACGGCGUAAAGUCGAUGGCUACAUGGCUUCAUUCUUCACAGGGAAUGAUAAUUCUGAAAACGAAUUAAAUGUCACAAAAAAUACAAAAGAUAAUAAUUUAUCUGAUAGCAGUAAGAGCAAUAUAACACGUGAACACCUAUUAUUAGGAAUUUUCCAGGAGAAUAUUCGCCAAAAGGAGACAAGAGAGAAGCAGCAUCCUCAAUCAUCUAAAACGAAUACAUCAAGCUUAUCCUCGCAUAAGGAACCCAAAGAGAAGAAAGACACCAACUUUGCGAAUAAAGACUUUGGUAAAAAAUCAAAGUUAAUUAGAAUAUUUCCUGGACCAGCUGGAUUAGUAGCUCAUAUGAAAAAUGACAAUACUUCUGUUGCUUCAUACUUAAAUAGUGUGAAGGAAUUAGAGAGUAAACCAGCAGCAGAGCAUAUCAAAAGUAAUUUCCCCAAGUUGUCGCAGGAUGAGAAGAACUUGCUUAGUGAAAAAGCUUGGAAGUUUCUACUGGAUGAUUUGCCAAGGAAUUUUUUCAAUGAGUACGGAAUUUUCGCUAGUAAAAAUAGGGUAAAUGCUAGUCAUUGUAACAGUAUGAAGGUAAAAUUCAUAGCAGGUAUAUUAGAUUACAUAGAUCAUAGUUGCGACGAUCCAUUUAUCGUGUUAAGAGAUUCAACAGAUAGUAUAGAAGGCACUAUUCAUCGCGAUAUUCCAUUAAAAUAUCCUGGAAUAUUGGAACCAAAUGUGGUCGUUCUUUUGCACGAUGUAGGACUAUUGAAAACAACAACAAACGUGGUGAUGAACAAAUAUCAUAUUUUAGUAUCUCGAGUAAAUUUACUAGCGGUAUAUUCCAACAAAGGUCGGAUUAUACACACUCCUUGUACGGAAAAUAUUUUAUCCAGCAUCUCGAAUAUUGAGUUAACUAGAGAUGAUUGUACCCCAUCGAUUUCAAAUUAUUGCGAUGAUACAGUUGAACGCUGCGCUACUUCUUCCGUUAGUACAUCAACCAAUCAACAAGUUAACUCGAAACCUUUGAUAGUUGACAAUUCUACUCUGUUACACCGAUCAAAUGAGAAGCACGAGAGUGGCAAACAAGCCUUUGAUGAUAACAGCAAAAACAGCGAAGCUAAGGGUGAAAUAUUUGAAUUUUUUGAGUAUUCGAUGGAUAUGGAUGACGACGCUUUCUUUGCUGUCGAAAACAAGCCCGUCGUCUCGGAUGAGCACAAGCACUUCGACCGCUCGUCAUUCGAGGGUACCAUUGCACAAACCAGCGAAAUUCAACGGUGCAAAGUGCAAACGCAGAACACUGACUGUUUAGAAAAUGCGAAAGGAGAAUCUUCUGUGAUAAAACCGGUGGAUAAGAUGUUAUCUGAAUCGCCGGCAAUGAAAUACAAGGCCGAAAGUUCCAAAAAUCUGGUAAGCUACUUCACCGAUAAAGCGCUUCACGAUAAUGAAUAUGAUUCGGACGACGAGAUUUUGUCACAGUUAAAUAUGGAUAACAUUGUUAAUCAAAAAGAUAGCUGCUAAGGAGGAGCUUUCUGUAUAUACUGACUGUGUAUCAAUUGUUUUAAAGUCGUUUAGAUUAUUCGAGAUUAUUUUUCGGUUUGUAGUACCACGUUAAGUUAUUAUUAUGCUCAGUCUCUAAGCACGAUACUCGAAUCAACUAGUAUCGAAAUAGAGAAUGUACAAUAAUGUAUAUACAUGCAAAUACACGACAGAUUAUAUUUGAUGAUAUAAUUAUGCUUGUGUGUAAAUUGGAGUUACAUUGUGUGGUCAAGUUACUCGCGAGAUUGCAUUUAAUUCAGCGUUAUUUGUCGAGGAUUUACAAAACGUGCUUCUAUUGUUAUAGUAUUGCAUGUCGUAAAACGCGAUAACGUUUGCGAUACGUGCCGUCCAAUUCAAUCAGCUACUUUCGCGUUCACGAUAAAAAAUAUGUCAACGAUGCAUUGUAUGAUUUUACAACAUAAUUUUUAUUACGCCUCGAUGAUACAGUGUCAACAUGUUUUCACCUUAAAUUGCGAAUAACAACGGUAACAAUUAUAUACAGCGAGCGAACGAAUGCGCGAUCCGUACAGAGCGUCGCGCUGUUGCGAGAAUUGAAUUCGGACUCAGCUGUGUGUCGGUGCUCGAUCUGGAUCGAAUAACGGCGGGAUAAAAGCUGAAUAAUGAGAGAAAAUGAAACUUGAAGCCCCAGUACUCGCGGAGAAUCCGUCUCUUUCCCCACAGGCUCGAACUCGCUCGAACCGACCACUUUAAUAUCUAUCACUGUUCUAUAACUCGGUCGAAUAAUGUCUCAUAAUGCUCCUGCGGUUAGAUAUUCCGGUAGAUUAUCAGACAGUGUAUCUCAAGGUCGAUCCGAUGGAUACACAUUGAUGCACACGCUAACUAUCGAUCCUGCCUUCUUUGUACGACUCUUUUUUUUUUAUACGAGGAAAAUGCGGAAACGAGGAGCGAAACUUCAGGAGCGUACUUUCCAAUCCUCCUGAAGAAUAGAGAAAGAGAUUCUUGUGAGAUUCUGUCGCGAUAAAGAAGGCGUAUAGCGCAACUAAAGCCAACGUCUCCAGGCUCAAUGUUUAUAUACGAGUUAUCUGCCUCCUUAUUCUUUUUUAUCCUUGAAGUAAGUAAGACGUCUAUUUCAAUUGUCCGUUCGAGUAUCGGUGUAUAUUAGUUUCAUAAUUUAAUUUUAACUUUCAGGUAUAUAGAGUGCAAAUUCGGCAAUAGAUAUGCUGCUCGCGUCGUGGCACUCGCGAUAAACAUUACGGACAGCGUUUGUGUUGCAAGAAACGAUGAAAAUAUUAAACGAGACAUCGACAUAUCCGGCUUACCGUGCAAAGUGCAAAGGAUUACGCCUAUCAACGGCAGAAUCCGGAAUAAAAGAGCGGGAGAUCGCGAGAUUAAAGCCGUAAAAUAAAGGGAUAACUUGUUCUCACGCGUCACCGAAGGAUUAUCUUGAGAGACCUCGUGUGUUAUCUAUUCCCGUCACCCGCACGCGUGACACGCAUACGCCAAUGUCAAAGUUUUUAUGUGUUAUUUCGCACGAAUUAUGUGUUAUUAUUGUUUGUACGUAGGCACUCAACGUCGUCCGGUGGACGUUCCGCGGUAUAGUCGUUUUAAUUGGAUUCCGAGCGUCUGUUCAGUAAAUAUUCCCAUUCUUUUCCUUAUUUUUCUCUCCAGCGAAAGCUCGUCGUAUUAUGAUACGACAUUCAGCUACGAGUACUUUUACUAGCCUUCGCACAACUAGCCUUCGCACAAGUUGUGUGAAAACAUCUUACAAUCUUAAGGAAUAAAACGUGAUAAAAGUAUCUUCUCUCUCGGCGGCCACAUUGUCAUGCAU